AUAAAAACUUUUCCCUGUUGGCGAAUUUCAUCGAGUUUGACUUUGAUCUUGGAAUUUUAGAGGGACACACACACACACGAGAAUAACGAUCAGUUACCACAACGACAGCUGUGAGCCGUGAACAAGUGUUGUUUCUUCUUCUCCUUUUUUUUUUUGUGUUUGGUCGUGUAUGUGUUGUUGUUGUGUGUGUACGCGUGUAUGUGAUAUUGCAGUUUAGCGUUUGGCUUUCGGUGGGUGCGUCACCAUUUUUUGCCUCGUGGUCGCAAGUUUACACGUCCCCCUCGUGUACGUGUGUGUGUCUGUGCAGUGGCGGCCAUUGGAGCUAACAAGUGUUGAUGUUUCGCGGGCUGCCAUGACACGAGGAUUCGACAGCCAAGUCAAGUGUCGGACCGAUUAGAACGUGGAAACAUUCCGCGGGCACACGUGGACACGCGAGACCAAGUGUUUUUUUUUUCAAUCUCUCGAUGAGCAACUGUUCGAUCAUCAAGACUCUGUGCCUAACAUACUGCCAUUUGAACAGUGGACCUCGUGCAAUUGUCUUUUCAUCAUCACUACACCGCCUACAUGGUUUACCUGGGAGAAGGAGCGACGGUGGCGACCAGCGGAGUGGAGCGCUUCUUCACCGCCAGCAACAAGAAUUGCAACAGUAACAGCAGCAGUAGUAGCAGCAGCAGCAGUAGUAGCUCUAGCAGCAGCGGCGGUAGCACCUCGAGCGGCGGUUGCAACACGACGGGACCGCCUUUUCGACGACCCCCGACGGCCGCCGACCCCGUCAUCAUGCACCCGACCAUCAACUACAAAGAGAAACAGGCCGAGUGUCCGCCAAUCCAAAUGGAGCCUGUCGACUUGUCAGUGAACAGUCGAGGAGCAGGUCACCUGCUUUUAACAGACACGUCGAGCAGACGACGCUCAUCUCGCUCUCCCGAGUCCCGUAAAAGGCGCUCAUCACCGGCCAACGGCAUCAUCGACUUGCGAGUCAACAAAUCAGCGCCAGAAGCAGCGCGCGUCGAGAUGAUACCGAGCCAUCAGUGCACGUUACGAACGACGUCCAGCGCUCUCCUGACGCACCACCAUCGCAGCCUGAAGGAGGAGCCCAUCUUUAGCCAUGGAGACACCAUGUUCGAAGACGAGGACGACGAUGACGAAGAUGGAUUCCUUCCCGGCUAUGACAUGACUUUGAGCCAAAGACCGUUGUCCUCCUCAUCGGCGAGCCCCUCGCACGGCACGUCGACAAAUAACGGAUUGAGCCCGCACAGACAUUCGUCGCCGGGCGACUCGCCUCCGCCGCCGCCCAGUUCGGCCGCCUCCAUCGGCGAUUUCACCGACAGCCUACGAAGGCGCAAAGUCCACAAGUGCGAUUUCGAAGGAUGCGAGAAAGUCUACACGAAAAGUUCGCACCUCAAAGCCCACAAGCGGACGCACACAGGUGAAAAGCCGUACCAGUGCACGUGGGACGGUUGCACUUGGAAAUUUGCACGGUCCGACGAGCUGACCCGCCACUUCCGGAAGCACACGGGACAAAAGCCGUUCCGUUGCCACCUGUGCCAGCGCUCGUUCUCACGAUCCGACCAUCUGUCACUGCACAUGAAGCGACACUGAUGUCGACGAAAGUCGGCUUUCUAUACAUACUGUACUUUACGCAGCCGAGCAGCGCAUCAGCGCACACACACACAGCACAAAAGAUCACGCCAGCUGACACUCUUUGCGAUGCGGUAGCUGUCCGCGGUGGCUAGCAGACGGGGGCGAACAAGGGCUGAAAAAGAGACGUCGACAUCAUCAUCAUCGGCCAGAGCGAAACAUGGCGAUAUUCACAACACUCACACAGACACGCAGAACAACAGAAACAUCAACUGCAACACAGUCCCAACUAUCCCAACUACGAUGAAUGUACUUUUUUGUAUUCCUUUUCCUUUUUUUUUUCAUUUGCUAAAUGGGAAGGCAAAAAACAGCGAAAUCAACUUAUUUUUAUAUUUUUUUUCUCUUUGGAGAAAUUGAAAAUUUGCUUCUUUUUUUUUUCCCCCCGUUUCGAAUUACACCUUGUUGGAUUUUGUGAACGAAUGGAGAGCAACAACUCUGACACCGACACAUGCGCGCUCUCGUGACGGGUUUUUUCAACCCCCUAACGGGCGGUACGCGCGUUCGUUUUUUUUUCUUUUUCCCCUGUAUCCCGUACGACUUCCAAUACGCUUGAUCAAACCUCAUCCUCCUGUCUUUAUUAUCAAUAUUACUAAUCAUCAUUCUCGUUGUUUUUGCCGGGGCCUGUCCUGUUUUUUUUUUUUUUUUUUUUUUUUUAUUGUGACUUUCGAAUCUGGCGAUCUCACAUCGAUGUUGUUGGAUCAUAUCGCUCUCUCUCUCUCGUCCCUCUCUGCCGUUUCGCCUUAGUGAUGUCUGAUCUUUCACUAGUGUUAACGAAGGGAGUGUUUCUCUUCCAUCGCUUUUUUUUUUCUUUCCUCCGUUGCCGCCCUUUUUUUUUUCGUUAAUUGUAAAGUGGCUAAAAAGCAAAAACGAGCUCGCCUUUCAAAUGCCACUCCCUCUACAUUGUAUGUUUUUUGUCGCUUUGAUCAAAUCUACACCGUAUGUUGCUACAACGUAUCCCCCCCCCAAUCCGUCCACCAAAGAGAAGCGAAGAGGAAUAAGAAAUUCGAAAUGCAGAAAAGAAUUCUUAAUUUUGUUUUUCUCCCUCCGUUUAUUCUGCCUUUUUUUUUGUUUUGUUUUUUUGUCUCCCAUCUCCUCCGUGCAUCGAUGCAUAUCAUAAGAAUAUUGUAAUGCGGCCCGAAAGUUGGGUAAAGAAAUGUUUCUUCUCGCCUCUUUGAAUUCGUUAGCAAGCAAAAAAGCGCCAAACAACUAUCUUGGUGAUUUAUGUACAACGAGAAAAACAAAACAAAAAAUUCAGCCCAACGCCCGAAAUGGAGGGGGGAAAAAACCGAGAAGAAGAAGAGAGGUGCAGCGCGUGGCGCAUAUCGUUCCUCAUUUGGGCUGCGAAAAAAAAAAAAAAAGAUAUUGUGAUAUUCCUCGAGCGAAACACUUAGACUGGCUGCUUAUUUCUAUCAACAACAGGCACACUGUAUACACACACACACACACACCCACAAAGAGAAAGGCAGCAAUAGGAAAGGCCGGGACGUGGACGAUUGUAGUUGUACCAAAGACCCCCCCCUCCCCCCCCCGUAAAGAGAGUUGAAAGAAAAAGGACGAGAACACACAGCGUGAUUGGCAACCCACACGCCCGCGAUUGAUAUUAUACUCGGUCUGAAUUCAAUGAGAUCAUCACUUAAAAAAAAAUAAAUCAAAUAGAAUGAAACACAGCUGUCGACUUUUUCUUUCUUCUCGUUUCGCAUCCGCCUCAUUCGUGCGCAGUCGUCAAAAGGAGAAAGAUGUACUGAAGGCAUUCUUUGCAUAUCGUGCCAUUUACAGUGAACGUGUGCGCGGUCAUCCUAUUCUAUUUUUUUCCCCCUUUUAUUUUUGUUUUAGAGCUCUCUUUUUUCUAACCCUGAAAUUUAUUUAAAUAUUUCUUCCUCCUAAUUCUUUCCCCCCCUUGCGUUGCUUUGUUUUUCAGUGUCUUAUGAUUCGUUCGCGUCUGCGUGUCCCGUUUUAUUUUGGAAGCCCUUCUUUUUUCUUUUUUCUUUUUUUUUUUGAUUAUUAUUAUUACAUGUAUAUGCCUCGUUUCUUUCAGUUUCUCACCCUCGUAUAAAUAUUUUUUUUUUUUUUUGUUCGUGUGUUGUUUUUUUGCGCCCGGAAGCAGCCAUAGGGUCUUAUACCUCAUCACAUUCCAAAAGGAUAUGCAAUAACAAUUCAGCGUACCGUAUACUAUAUAUGUAUAUAAUUUUUCCUCGUCUUUUUUCUUUAAGGUUUUUUAUUCUUUUUUAUUACUUGAUAAAGAAAAAUAGCAAGUUGCAACAGAUACACAGAGAAAGAAUAAGAAAUCUAACGUUGGGAGAAUAAAAAGAGUUAUCACACACAGAGACAUUCACGACCGUACGAAGUGAGGGCGUGAACACAUAAGAAGAUUCUCCACCCUUAUCCUGCCCAGUUUUUCUUUUCUCUGUUUUUCGUUUUUUUUAUCCGUUUUUGCUUUUGGUAUGUCUGUCAUUCGCCAUGAAAACAGUUCCAUAGUAUAGGCGCACAUAUGCAGGAAAAUAGGAAAGAAGAAGAACAACAAAAAAAAAAAGAGAAUUUUAUCUCAUUUUUAUUUUUUAUUAUUAUUAUUAGGAAGACGAAGAAGAAAGAGCCGCCUUGUUUAUAUUUUCUUUUUACGGCCUUCUCUUCUCACACACAUAAUUCUUGAUUUUUUUUUUUUUUUUGGGGGGGGGGGGAAUCAAAAAAAACAGAAAUACUGCCGUUAAUCAUGCGUCAUAAGUUUCUUCACUCAAACACACACAUAAAGAAGAAAAACCACAGCAAAAAUUCAGAGAAAACGCCUAUUUAUUCUCUCAAAACAUACAACUGGGCUCUUGUGUACUAUCGACCGUGUUGUACGUCCUCCUCUGUACAGAACAAAGAUACGAAACAAACAUUUUGAAAUCAUUUUUUUUUUUUUUUGUGAACGUUUUUUUUUAUCCCCUUUUCUUUUACGCGUGUAUAAAUGAAGAAAUAAUUCUCUAAUUUUCGUUUUUUUUUUUUUUUAAUCCCUGCUCUGCCCCGUUAUUGUUUUGGUUUUUAUUGAUAUAUCUUUCCUACCCUUCUACUCCGCCGUCUGUAUGCGUGCGAAUGUGCGACGCGUGUCCAUAUUGUUUUGUGUGCGAGCGUGUGUUUCUUUUUUUUUUCUUCUUCUUCUUAUUUUUUAUUUCUAUACAAAAAAAAAAUGUUUUGUGUUUUGUCUUUCUUUUGUUUUGAUUUCGUUAAAGCAUCUCUACGGUGAGAACAUUAUUAAGAGCGCGGCGUUGCGUGUUCUUUCGAAUUGUAUUUGAAUUUAUUACACAUGGUGUGGAUGCAA
This is a messenger RNA of Daphnia carinata, 4933 nucleotides long. Its product is annotated as Krueppel-like factor 3. Gene Ontology annotation, molecular function: RNA polymerase II cis-regulatory region sequence-specific DNA binding; DNA-binding transcription factor activity, RNA polymerase II-specific. Gene Ontology annotation, biological process: regulation of transcription by RNA polymerase II. The transcript is spliced from 7 exons. The coding region runs from base 565 to 1599 and encodes 344 amino acids. Lineage: Eukaryota; Metazoa; Arthropoda; Branchiopoda; Diplostraca; Daphniidae. The record is from RefSeq and is a predicted model, not a curated record.